CAAAAGCAUUAAAUGAUUACAUCAAAAUUUGUGUACUGAGCGAAAUUCCAAAGGAAAAUCAUUUUUCCGAGUAAAGUCAAUGAUCUUCGAACGGUCGAUAAAAUGAUUUUUUAAUGAUCAAAUGAAAUUCGAUUCUUUUUUCGAUCAGUUUAACCUCCAUAAUUGGACAUCAAAUUUUCAAUUUUUGAAAAUGGAAAUUUAUGAUAUUUCAGAAACGAUUGAAUUUUUUGUGAUCUUCAACAAAUCGCUAUUUACGUCAAUUGCCAAAAAAAAAAAAAAAUGCUUCAACCACGCUCAAUUAAAUUCUAAACAUAAAAUUCUAUAUGAAAUGAGGAUUGAACUUUUGAAAAAAAAAACGCUGCCUUUUAAGACUGAGAAAACAUUCUCGAUGCUGAAUUCCUCUGAAAUGCACCCACAGUUAGCUUCAUCCUAUUCAUCUUGUUACAUGAAUAAAUAAUCUUUAAAAAAACGUGUUGAUCAGAGCCCCAAGGGAAUAAAUGUAUCGUUUCACGACCGAGAUUAGGAAGUUCGAUAAGGGACCACUUCCCGGACGAAACAAGCAGAGCGCGAGUGUUAUAUCCCAUAUCCAGUUAGCUAAUCAGUCGUGAAAAAUAAGCAGGCGCGAAAUGUCGAAUAAAUUAGCGACUAAACACAAGUCCUCGCUCACGUUAAAAUCACCAAUUAAAAAAUCAUAUUUCAAUCACUCCAAACAUGCAGAGAACUCGGAAAAAUGUGAAAAAGAAUUUUCUGUUACAAUAUUUCCUUUCAUAAUUUGUUUAAUAUUUUUCAUUCACUGGAUUAUCGUGUGUCCCCUAAUUUGGGCACUUUUGUAUCGGACGGAAUUCUCCGAAAAUUGGCCAAAUUAUUGGCCUUAUUUGUAUUGGCUCGUAGCUUUCUCCGCUUGGUUAUUACCAAUGCUAAUUUUCCUUUUAAUAUGGCGAAGAGCAACGACCACAAAGAACGAUCGAUUAAUUUCUGGUGCAAAUUCGAUCGAAAUUCAGCAUGAAAAAAAUUCUUGCCUCGAAAACAACGAUGGAUUCGCUCAGCCGGAAAUCCUGGAGUUAACGUCCGUCUCUCGCAAUAAAGAUGAAGGUCAUUCGGAAGUUCAUAAAACGAGAAAGGAGAAAAUAAAGCAAUUGGCUCCCCUCGUUAUCCAUCGAAAUAUGUCAGGACAAAGCGGAACGGAAAAUUUGGGUGACGUGAAAAUUGAAACACCUAUCGAAGAUGAAGAAAAAAUCGAGAAGUACAUCGACAAGGAUUUAAUGGACAAGUACAACAAAUUCGUUAGAUUGGACAGACCGUUGUCGCUCCGCAGCUCGGUCGCUAGUGAAAAAUCAAAUUCGGAUGUGCCCCUAUCUCCGAGAGAAUUAUUCUUCAUCGACCUAAUUCGUCACGCAGAAAGUAAUGAGGAUAAAAAUAGUAUCGAUUCACCAACGAAACUCGCACAAUCCAUUAGCCAGAAAAAAACUGCUGCUUGCACGGAAACCAGGCCGACGGAGGAAUCGUCGUAUUUUAUCGCCAAUGUGGAAAGCCCAGGGGCUAAUAAGAACGAAAUUUUCAUUGAAAUUCUAGAACCUGAAAUCACGCUUAAAAGUGUUACUAAUCAAAUUUCCAUCAUUCAAGACUGCUCCGAAAAAGUUAACGUUGAUCUUGGUUUAUAAUUUUAAGAAAAUUAAUGGACUCUCCGAUGAAUUAAAAAAAAAUUUUAAACAAAGAGGAUUUUUAUGAGGCCGACAAAUAGCAAUGAAUUUCGUUUAAUACCAUUAUUUCUGAAUGUCGAAUGAUUUUUUUAAUUUUACGCUGAUCAUCGUGCGAUCUGUAUUGAUUAAA
This is a messenger RNA of Venturia canescens, 1830 nucleotides long. RefSeq lists its product as uncharacterized. The record is from RefSeq and is a predicted model, not a curated record. Lineage: Eukaryota; Metazoa; Arthropoda; Insecta; Hymenoptera; Ichneumonidae. Bases 627 to 1661 code for a protein of 344 amino acids. The transcript has a single exon.